AGCUGCAGGAGGCGGAGAGAAUCUCCAGCCCAAGCUGCUCCUGCCUCGGAUCUAAAGGCUGUAGAAUGGGAUCCUCUAAACGCCGAGGAGCGCAUGGGCGCUAGAAAGCUCGACCUGGAUGGACAGUAGAGCGGCUGGACAGUGCUUAUGUACAGAGGCUACGCCAGGCUUAUUUAGAGAGGCUCCGUUUUAUCUGUUGCGUUUUUAAGCUAGCCUACCCUUACUCUCUAACUUUUUGGCAGUCACUUGGUGUCUUUUGCAUAGAUGGCAGGAAAAUGAGAGUGUGAAUGGGGAUGUCUCUAAAUAAGGGUACUUGAGCCCAGGGUCCGCCUCCUCCAGGGAGGCUGGGCUGGAACCUCGGUGGGAGAUAGUUCGAGGAUGAGCCCGCUAGUGUGGUGUAAACUAAAUCCAGGGCCUGGUGGCUAUUAUCAUAUUUACACUGGAGAUUCCCAAGCUUGGCUGCGUAUUAGAAUCACCUAGAGAGUAGUGAAAUAUUCCAGUGCCCAGAUCACAUACCAUACCAAAUUAAAUAUCAAGGGGUAGAGCCAGUCAUGUUUUAAAGAUCCUUGGGUGAGUCCAAUGUGCAGCAAAGUUUGGGAACUACUGAACGAGACCAGAAAUGAUCGUAACUUGAAUCGGAGGAGUAAGCUGUGGAGAUGAUGAGAAGUGUUCAGAUUCUGAAAAUAUUUUGGAGAUUUCAACACGAUUUCCCGACAGACCAGAUAUGGGAUGUGAGAGAAAUAAAGACAUCAACAUCAAGCUUUUGGAUCAAGAGAGAGACGCGGAGGGGCAGAGAGAGAAGGAGUCACAGAAUCCGAAGCAGGCUCCAGGUUCUGAGCUAUCAGCACAGAGCCCGACACGGGGCUCGAACUCACGGACUGUGAGAUCAUGACCUGAGCUGAAGUCGGACGCUUAACUGACCGAGCCACCCAGGUGCCCCAAGAGUGAAAAUUUAAUGAAUUACAAGAGGAAGAUCUUGAUGUGGUUUGGCAUUUCCAACUCAGCACUACAAACCAGGAACCGCUUGCAGCUCUCGUGAAUUUUUGUGACCUCAUAGAGGACUUCCACUGCCAGCUUUGCUGGUGAGCACUUCAAGCUGGUUCUCCUAAGUGGACAAAAGCAGGCAUUUGCAUAACAGGAAAUGGAAGAAACUGAAGAUUUUGUGGGUCAGGGACCACACCCAGUUGAUGAUGAUUUAUUUAAAGAGCCAAUGAAAAAAAGAAGACGUUCAGAUAGAGACCAGCGGUUCCGAGCAUUUCCCUCCGUGGAACAAAGUGCUCUUAAGGAAUAUGAAAAACUGGAGUCACGGACCAGAAGGGUUUUGAGCAAUACUUAUCAGAAACUUAUUCAUUCUGUCUUCCUGGAUGACAGCAUUCCUAAUGGAGUCAAGUAUCUCAUAAACAGGCUACUUGCCUUGAUUGAAAAACCAUCGUUGGACCCAAUCUACAUUGGAUUAUUUGGAAGCACAGGGGCUGGGAAGAGCUCCCUGAUCAAUGCCAUCAUCCAGCAAGCAAUGUUUCUACCAGUGUCUGGAGAAAGUAUAUGUACAUCGUGUAUUGUACAAGUGAGCUCAGGCUGCUGUGAACAAUACGAGGCCAAAAUCCACCUUCUCUCUGACCAAGAGUGGAAGGAAGAGCUGAAGAACUUGACUAAACUCCUGCACAGGACAGAGGAACUGGACAGAGAAGAGGCAGAUGCAUGGGACAGGGAUGAUGCAGUGGAGGAAGCCAUCUGGAAGCUACAAAUGCUUUAUGGAAAUGGGGCGGAAAGGAAGAACUAUGAAGAGUUACUAAGGGCAAAGCCCAAAGGGAAGAUUCCCACAUCCAGAAUCAUCACCCUCAAGGCAGAAGAGGCAGAAGAGCUGUCUGUCAAGCUGGACCCUUACAUCCGGACGCACAGGAGAGACUUGGAUGGCGAAUCAGCUGAGACACAAAUUUGGCCCUUGAUCAAACAUGUGGAAGUGACUCUUCCCAAAUCAGAGAUGAUUCCAGAAGGGGUUGUGUUGGUGGACAUUCCGGGCACCGGCGACUUCAACAGCAAGAGGGAUGAGAUGUGGAAAAAGACCAUUGAUAAGUGCUCAGUGAUCUGGCUGAUCAGUGACAUCGAAAGAGUUUCUGGAGGGAGAGCCCAUGAAGACCUUUUGAAUGAGAGCAUCAAAGCCUGCCAAAGGGGCUUCUGCAGGGACAUUGCCCUGGUGGUCACCAAGACCGACAAACUCCACCUGCUGGAGUAUCUAAGGGAAAGAAAAGUGGGAAAUCAAGCUAUUCAGAGUCAGCGAGAGGCCGUUUUAGAAAGAAAUGAAGUGAUAAAACUACAAAGGAAUGGAAUUCUCAAGGAAAAACUAAAGAGAAAACUGCCUGCCGACUCCAAGGUUCUGGAAGCCUCUGAUCUCGUGUACACAGUCAGCGCCCAGGAGUACUGGCAACAGGCUCUCCUCACCGAGGAGGAAACUGAAAUCCCCAAGUUAAGAGGCUAUAUCAGGAAGAGGCUCUUGGACAAGAAGAGGAGGAUGGUGACCAAGUAUGUUACUGAAGCCUUUGGUCUGUUGCUCCUCACGGACAGUUUCAACUGCAUGGAAAACCUGCCGAACGAAUUCUUGCACAUGAGUGGCCUGCGGAGAUUUGUGGAAGAGAAGAUACAGCUUCUGGAGAAGGUCAUUGACCAGUGCUUUGCCCACAUCAAACAGCCUCUGCAAGAAGGAGUCAGAAAUGCCAAGGCUUCCUACCGACGGAUCCUCGGGACAUGCCUGGUGAGGAGUAGAGGAAACCAGGGCUUUCAUCAGACUCUGAAAGCUGUUUGCCUGAAAAAUGGCAUCUAUGCCUCCAGGACUCUUGCAAGAAUAGAUCUGAACGAAGCCAUCACUCAGCCCAUCUAUGACCAGAUCGAUCCCGUUUUUGGAGGCAUUUUUAGAGCUGGAAAGCCCACUGGGUCAGCAUUGCUGCCUCACGUAGAAGCUUUUAAGCAUUCUCUACAGGAGAAAAUGAUGGAAAUUGGAAUAAGAAGUGGCUGGAAAUAUGAUAGUUACAAAAAAAGUUUUCUGAUCCAGGAGAUAAGUGCCAUCCUGGGAGGCCUGGAAGAUUACAUCCUCAGAAAGAAGAGGAGGAUCUAUGAGUCUCUCACCACCUCUGUUCAGAGCGACCUGAAGCCCUGUUAUGAAGAGGCCGCUCAGAUUGCUGGCAAAAAAGCAUGUGAGAGAAUGAAAGACGUCAUCAGGAGAGGGGUGGACCGGCAGGUGGCCGAGGGCAUGUUUGAAAGGGCUCAAGAAAGAAUGCAGCACCAAUUUCAACAACUGAAGAAUGGAAUCACGGAGAAGGUGAAGGGAAGUAUCGCCACCAUGCUGACCCUUGCUUCAUCCCAGGGGGAUGGUCUCUACAAGGAGCUUGCAGACGUCAAAAGUGAAUACAAGGAGAUGGAGAAGCUACACAGAGGCCUGAGGGAGGUGGCUGAGAACGCAGUGCUACGGAGAGGCAUGCAGGAUUUCCUUCUGAAGAUGUCCCCGAGCAAAGUUGUUCCCCCCAAAUCAUAAACAUAAUUCAUAGGGCUUAGCACCAAGUAGAUGAAAAACAAGCCUGGAGCCAAACAACCAGAGUUACUUGUGUUUUUAAAAAUCUAAUAAAGAAUAUCUCCCAA
Acinonyx jubatus (cheetah) is the source of this 3630-nucleotide messenger RNA. It is a transcript of the gene NUGGC, whose product is annotated as nuclear GTPase, germinal center associated. Bases 1142 to 3526 code for a protein of 794 amino acids. NCBI's taxonomy places the organism in Eukaryota, Metazoa, Chordata, Mammalia, Carnivora, Felidae. Gene Ontology annotation, molecular function: GTPase activity. The record is from RefSeq and is a predicted model, not a curated record. The transcript is spliced from 21 exons.